AGACACUUGUUCUGUUCAAUAUUUGUUUCUCUGUAUUAACCGAGAAGUGUAACAUUAUGAGCUGAUAGUGCGUUUGCCAUUUUCUGUGUAUUAACUUGGUACCACAUGCUACGCCAUGUCUUUCUUCGUAGAUUCCGUGAUUAUGUUCACUUCUCAGGUGCUGUUUUUCGGGUUCGGGUGGCUGUUUUUCAUGCGGCAGUUGUUUAAAGAUUAUGAGGUUCGACAAUAUGUUGUGCAGGUGGUGUUCUCUGUCACAUUUGCCUUUUCUUGCACUAUGUUUGAGCUCAUUAUCUUUGAGAUUCUUGGUGCAUUAAGCAGCACGUCCAGGUAUUUCCAUUGGAAGCUGAAUUUGUAUGUAAUAUUACUAGUUCUAAUAUUUGUGGUGCCUUUCUACAUUGGCUACUUUGUGGUCAGUAAUAUACGUUUAUUGCAUAGACAAAGGUUGCUUUUUUCAUGCGUGGUCUGGUUCACUUUCAUGUAUUUCUUCUGGAAACUGGGCGAUCCUUUCCCUAUUCUUAGUCCAAAACAUGGCAUUCUGUCCAUAGAGCAGCUGAUCAGUCGUGUGGGGGUCAUUGGGGUCACACUGAUGGCUCUUCUGUCUGGCUUUGGUGCUGUAAACUGUCCUUAUACAUACAUGUCUUAUUUCCUGAGAAAUGUGACGGACAGUGAUAUCCUGGCCCUGGAGAGAAGACUGCUCCAGACUAUGGACAUGAUUGUCAGUAAAAAGAAAAGGAUUGCCAUGGUAAGAAGGCAGAUGUACCAGCGUGGAGAGGAGCAGAAUAAACAGACAGGAUUUUGGGGGAUGAUAAAGAGUGUGACCUCCUCACCAUCAGGCAGUGAGAAUCUUUCCCUGAUCCAGCAGGAAGUGGAUGCUCUGGAGGAACUCAGUCGACAGCUUUUUCUGGAGACCGUGGACCUGCAGGCCACCAAGGAACGGAUAGAAUACUCAAAAACAUUUCAAGGGAAAUACUUCAACUUCUUGGGGUAUUUCUUCUCCAUCUACUGUGUGUGGAAAAUAUUCAUGGCCACUAUAAACAUAGUGUUUGACCGUGUUGGGAAGACUGACCCGGUGACAAGAGGAAUCGAGAUCACAGUCAACUACCUCGGAAUUCAGUUUGAUGUCAAGUUCUGGUCUCAGCACAUUUCCUUUAUCCUGGUGGGAAUCAUCAUAGUCACGUCCAUACGAGGCCUUUUAAUCACACUCACCAAGUUUUUCUAUGCCAUCUCCAGCAGCAAGUCCUCCAAUGUCAUUGUGCUCGUCUUGGCUCAGAUCAUGGGCAUGUAUUUUGUGUCGUCGGUGCUCCUGAUGCGGAUGAGCAUGCCUUUAGAGUACCGCACUAUAGUGACUGAGGUACUGGGAGAACUGCAGUUUAACUUCUACCACCGCUGGUUUGACGUCAUCUUCCUGGUCAGCGCUCUCUCCAGCAUCCUCUUCCUCUACCUGGCCCAUAAACAGGCACCUGAGAAGCACAUGACCCUGUGACCUCAUCAGAGAGACAGACGCACAGGACUGAAAUGUGCCUUUUCUUUUGCCUCUCCUUUUAGAAGGACUUUCAUGCCUCUAUCCUAUAAUGAGCAUUAUUGGGUCUGUAUUUCCUGAAUCAGGAGGGGCCCAGAGACAGUGUUUAUUUGACUUUGGGUUUAAAGACUGUGAU
Molecule: messenger RNA, 1655 nt
Organism: Rhinichthys klamathensis goyatoka
Lineage: Eukaryota; Metazoa; Chordata; Actinopteri; Cypriniformes; Leuciscidae
Gene: gphra
Product: Golgi pH regulator
Exons: 14
Coding region: 116-1483 (455 amino acids)
Biological process (GO): intracellular pH reduction
Cellular component (GO): Golgi cisterna membrane
Molecular function (GO): voltage-gated monoatomic anion channel activity
Source: RefSeq, a predicted model, not a curated record